Molecule: messenger RNA, 519 nt
Organism: Balearica regulorum gibbericeps (East African grey crowned-crane)
Lineage: Eukaryota; Metazoa; Chordata; Aves; Gruiformes; Gruidae
Source: RefSeq, a predicted model, not a curated record
CCACAGCAGGAGGCAGAGGCUGCCCGCAGGGAGGUCUGGGAGAAGAACCUGCGGCGCAUCCAGCAGCACAACCUGGAGGAGUCGCAGGGGCAGCACGCCUUCCGCCUGGCCAUGAACCACUACGGGGACCUGGUACCUGCCGACACCCCCGGCACCUUCCCUGGGGUCCCCUCCCUGCACCUGGGGACUGCACACCCCUCAGCGCACCCAGGGCUCGAACUGGGGACCGGGGACCCCUCGAUGCACCCAGGAGAAGAAGCGAUCGAGGCCGCUUCCCGGCUCACCCCAGCUCUGCUCUUCCCAGGCAUCUUCAGCAGCAUGUUUUGCAGCCAGCGGGUAAACCACGGCAUGCUGGCCGUAGGCUACGGGACAAGCCAGGAGCAGGGGCGCAACGUGAGCUACUGGAUCUUAAAGAACAGCUGGUCGGAGGUGUGGGGUGAGCGGGGCUACAUCCGACUGCUGAAAGGCACCGACAACCAGUGCGGGGUGGCCAACCAGGCCAGCUUCCCCAUGCUGUGA